Molecule: messenger RNA, 1293 nt
Organism: Salmo salar (Atlantic salmon)
Lineage: Eukaryota; Metazoa; Chordata; Actinopteri; Salmoniformes; Salmonidae
Source: RefSeq, a predicted model, not a curated record
GCAGGAGUGGUUUCGGGACAAGUCUCUGAAUGUCCUUUAGUGGCUGAGCCAGAGCCCGGACUUGAACCCGAUCGAACAUCUCUGGAGAAAGUGAAGGGGUCUGAAUACUUCCUGAAUGCACUGUAUACAGGGGAGUAAUGGUAGUAUUAAUAUUUGAAGUAUAAUUUGUUCUGCAUAGAAAUCAAGAUGUAUAUAGAUUUCAAUAGUGUCUAUUUUUGAUAGUCACAAUACACUUGAAUACAUAUCAAUAUAUUCUCCAUGUCAAUACAAUCUCCAUGUCAUUAUAUUCUCCAUGUCAAUAUAUUCUCCAUGUCAAUAUAUUCUACAUGCCAAUAUUUUCUACUUGUCAAUAUAUUCUACAUGUCAAUAUUUUCUUGUGUAUUUCUUUCAUUCUUAUGUACCUUUUUUCAUUUCUCGUGUGUAUUUAUUUCAUAUGAAGUAGUAUUACUGCAACAUCGAGGAAGAGCAUGCAAGCAAGCAUUUCACUGUACUGUUAACACCUGUUCUAUUCUGUGCAACUGACAGAUACGCUCUGAUUGGAUCUGAAAUAGAUGCCAGAUGUCUAGAUGUCCAUUUGAACCAGAAUUAUGGAAGGGGAAUGACGUUAAAGUCUGAAAGGCAUGAAGAUUAUGAUCACUUGCCCAAAAAUGUAAAGUAGCUAUUUUCAUUUACAUACAGGGGAAGAACCAGGAAGACCAUUCUAGUGAAAGGGUGUAUUUGUCUGUGUGAUGUUUGAGACAUUCUUUUGACCUGGGUAGGGCUCCCUUUAAAAGUCCUGGCAUCCUUUCAUUACUUACAGUACUGCAGUACUACAACAAGCAACUCAAUCCACUUACCAACACAACCACAUGAGAGACAGCUUCAAUGGGUUUGACGUUGGUAAAGUAGAGCUCCACUGUGAGAAGAACAACACAGCCCACAAAACCAAUGACAUCUCAGUGAACAGACUGAUAGUCAGGAGAGGCCAGUCCUUCCUGGUCACCUUUGAACUCCAUGGCCCCUCCAGGCCCACAACAGACUUCCUGGAGCUGAAGGUGGAGACAGGGCCCCAGCUUUCGGAGGGAUUGGGGACCAGGUCAGUGUUCGGGCUACCUGAAGGCCGUUGGAAGGGUUCCAAUCUGGAAGGUCAUGGUUCACCAGGGCUCAGUGCUCCUGGCGGGCUCAAUCACCCUGGACAUCACCAGCCCAGCAGAUGCCCCAGUGGGAGAGUACAGCCUGUCUGUAAAGACCAGCGCCACCGCCUCAGUGGGCUGCAGCCUGGGCAAGCUCCUUCUGCUGUUUAACUCCUGGUGC